Molecule: messenger RNA, 1764 nt
Organism: Haliotis rufescens (red abalone)
Lineage: Eukaryota; Metazoa; Mollusca; Gastropoda; Lepetellida; Haliotidae
Exons: 5
Coding region: 1-1764 (587 amino acids)
Source: RefSeq, a predicted model, not a curated record
AUGGUGAUCAGUACUCAUGUCCAUGCUACUGAGAGGUUCAAAGACUACCAGGGACCAGGAUACCAGGGGCCAGACUACCAGGGGCCAGACUACCAGGGACCAGACUACCAGGGACCAGACUACCAGGGGCCAGACUACCAGGGACCAGGAUACCAGGGACCAGACUACCAGGGGCCAGACUACCAGGGACCAGACUACCAGGGACCAGACUACCAGGGACCAGACUACCAGGGGGGCCACACUAACAGGGUCUACACAACCAAGGGCCAGUCUACCAGGGGCCAGACUAACAGGGUCUACACAACCAAGGGUCAGUCUACCAGGGGCCAGACUACCAGGGCCUACACUACCAAGGUCUACACUAACAGGGGCCACACUAACAGGGUCUACACAACCAAGGGCCAGUCUACCAGGGGCCAGACUAACAGGGUCUACACUACCAAGGGCCAGUCUACCAGGGGCCAGACUAACAGGGUCUACACUACCAAGGGCCAGUCUACCAGGGGCCAGACUAACAGGGUCUACACAACCAAGGGCCAGUCCACCAGGGGCCAUACUAACAGGGCCUACACAACCAAGGGCCAGUCCACCAGGGGCCGGACUAACAGGGCCUACACAACCAAGGGCCAGUCCACCAGGGGCCAGACUAACAGGGUCUACACUACCAAGGGCCAGUCUACCAGGGGCCAGACUAACAGGGCCUACACUACCAAGGGCCAGUCCACCAGGGGCCAGACUAACAGGGUCUACACAACCAAGGGCCAGUCCACCAGGGGCCAUACUAACAGGGCCUACACAACCAAGGGCCAGUCCACCAGGGGCCAGACUAACAGGGUCUACACGACCAAGGGCCAGUCCACCAGGGGCCAGAGUAACAGGGUCUACACAACCAAGGGCCAGUCCACCAGGGGCCAGACUAACAGGGUCUACACUACCAAGGGCCAGUCCACCAGGGGCCAGACUAACAGGGUCUACACAACCAAGGGCCAGUCCACCAGGGGCCAGACUAACAGGGUCUACACUACCAAGGGCCAGUCGACCAGGGGCCAGACUAACAGGGUCUACACUACCAAGGGCCAGUCCACCAGGGGCCAUACUAACAGGGUCUACACUACCAAGGGCCAGUCUACCAGGGGCCAGACUAACAGGGGCCAGACUAUCAGGGCCUACACUACCAAGGUCUACACUACCAGGGGCCAGACUACCAGGACUUUUCUGGGAGUCCUUGACCUCGACGCAGGUUCAAUCUAUAGCCAAAGGUGUAGUGUAGGCCCUGGUAGUGUAGACCCAGUUAGUCUGGCCCCUGCUAGUCUGGUCCCUGUUAGUCUGGCCCCUGGUAGUGUCGACCCUGGUAGUGCAGACCCUGGUAGUCUGGCCCCUGUUAGUCUGGCCCCUGGUAGUGUCGACCCUGGUAGUGCAGACCCUGGUAGUCUGGCCCCUGUUAGUCUGGCCCCUGGUAGUGUCGACCCUGGUAGUGCAGACCCUGGUAGUCUGGCCCCUGGUAGUCUGGAUCCCCCUGUAAGUCUGGCCCUUGGUAGUGUAGAUCCUGGUAGUCUGGCCCCUAAAGUAGUCCCUGGUAGUCUGGCCCCUGGUAGUGUUGACCUUGGUAGUGUAGACCCUGUUAGUCGGGCCCCUGUUAGUCUGGCCCCAGUUAGUCUAGACCCUGUAAGUCUGGCCCCUGUUAGUCUGGCCCCUGGUAGUCCUGCCCCUGGUGGUCUGGCCCCUAAACAGGCGCGUUUGGAAACAAAGAUGGUUGAGACUUGA